UUGGAUGGGAUUGCACUACUGGCGGGUAGCGUCGGUGUGAUGGUGCGUGAGGCCACAGUGCUGCUGCUGGCGGUAGCACUGUGCCGCGCAGCCACCACACUCGACUCCGAACUUGGCGUCGGAAAGGCUAUCAACAUCUUCAUGAGAUAUGGCUACCUCAGCAUAUGUAUGCGAGUCGUACCGAGGAACGACACUGAUGGCUGGGUGUUCCGGGAGCCUACCGUCAGCGUAUUCCGGGACGUAGAACGCUUUGCCGUCGCGCCGAAGAUCCGUCAGCCCAAAACACUCUUCGACGGUGACUUCCAUAUGGAGUUCUGCGAUAACUUAAAGCAGUUGUUGCAGGCGUACUUCAGGGAUUUUAUUUUUGAGAGGUUGGAGCGACCAUGGCGCGCUUUCACUGCUGGCUGGCCGACUGACAUCAUGGCGAGGAACUUGGGGAUCAAUUCUUCAUUCAUUACCGGUGACCACUGUUAUGUUCUCGUGAGAGUAUCCAGGUUUCGCGAAACGGGCAAAUUAAACGACUUACCGCCGAACAUAGCUGUAGAAGACGUAGUGUACGAAGCCAUCCAGGAGUCCACAAUCGGCGAUACCGUGUCCAUUGCUGACUUCAUAAGGAAAUACGGCUCACACUACAUUGCAUCGUACAUCACUGGUAACUCAUUGUACCAGGUGUUUGUGUUCUCGCGAGGAGUGUACUCGAGGAUUAAGGAGCGUGUGAAGUCGCAAGGUGUCAAAGAUAUACCACCAACAGAAAUGAGUAACUUCUUCUCCCCGUUCUUUGCCGAACAUGUUGGAGCGGUCAAGGUGUUUGUAUUCUCUAGAACUGCAUACUCUAUGAUCAAAGAAAGAUUAAAAAGCAAGGGAGUAGCUGAUAUUACUGCUAAGGAGUUAGAAGGAUACUUCUCGCCAUGGCAUGCUAAACAUAUAGGCCAAAUAAAGGUCGCAAGCGGAAACAAAACAGUGGAAAGCUGGGCCAUGAAACGCCUUCGAGUCCACUACUAUAUUUUCUCCUACCCCAGCCUCUUAAAACUACACGGAGAACCAUCACUGCUGAGGAAUUUAGACACGCUUUUAGGAAACGAAGCGUUAUUACAGUUAGAGUUAAAGACAUUAUCUCCAGUGUUUAAAGACCCGCAAAAGAAAAAGUGGUUCGAGGAAGUUAUAGACAAUUAUUUAAAAUUAUGGGAGAGUAAUAUGUGA
Parnassius apollo (apollo) is the source of this 1200-nucleotide messenger RNA. The record is from the annotation of a GenBank genome assembly. Lineage: Eukaryota; Metazoa; Arthropoda; Insecta; Lepidoptera; Papilionidae.